AGUAGGCUGCUGAUAAUUUUAACGUCCAUAAAUUCCAUAAACUCAUUGAACGCUUAUUUUCGUAUCGCCCUGCCGCUGCUUCAAAUUGGCAUGUUCCUCUCUAGAUGACAGUCCUCGAGGAAAUAUUAAGAUGUGACUCAUCUGUUGUACCAUUUUUUUUUAAUCACCCGCGAGUAGUUUUAUUCGAAAAUGUCACAUAUCGAGGCGUCUCGUGCAAAAGUACAACGCGCAAAGUGUCCCUCGCUUUACCUACCUAUUAUUUUGUUGACAUAUUUUAACAUGUAGCGUCGAAAGCACUGAUCCGUGCACGGGCUGAGUGAGAUUGAUAUUAUAUAGCUUUAACAUUGUGUUGCGCCUAGAAACCGUUUUACGCGUCAAGGAUUUGGGUAAUUAUUGAUAGAUUUCCUAACACUAAAGAAGAGCGCUCGCACGGGGCCAGCUGGGGUAGGCUAUAUGAAAGCUUGCGCGAGACGCAGCGAGAUAGUUGGGAGAGCAGGGCCGCAUCUUAGUCUUAUCUGGCCAUAGGAAUAGACGAUUUCUUUUGGUCGAAUACUUGACGAAAUAUAAACUGUCAUAAUGCGCGUGCCAAGUUUUCUGCUGUUGUUCCUGACCCUCUCUGCUGAAGUGAACAGCGCAGCCGCAGGUCCCGGCGCUGGACAGCACACCUGGGAACGAUUUAAUAAACUCCCCUAUCCCUACGAUCAGGCGUUCCUCUACGACACCUUCCCGGACGGGUUUAUGUGGUCCGUGGGCACCUCGUCUUACUCCGUGGAAGGGGCGUUCGAGAAAGACGGCAAAGGACCGUCCGUCUGGGACACCUUCACGCGCGGCGGCAACCGGAAAGCUACGGGCGACGUGGGGAGUGACAGCUAUCACAACAUCCAGGGGGACAUCCGCGCGCUCCAGCAACUCGGAGUCAGUCACUACAGAUUCUCGCUCUCCUGGCCCAGGAUCUUCUCGAACGGCACGCGCGCCAGCUACAACGAACGAGGAGUGGCGUACUACAAAACUCUCAUCCAGAAGCUGAAAGAAAUCGGCGUGCAGCCGGUCGUUACGCUCUAUCACUGGGACCUGCCGGACGUCUUGCAGCGCCGUUACGGCGGAUGGAGCAAUCCUAUCUUGGUGGACCUCUUCGAAGACUACGCCGACUUUUGUUUCGAAACGUUCGGAGACGACGUGAAAUUCUGGAUCACGAUUGACAACCCGUUCGUCGUGGCUUGGCACGGAUACGGAACCGGAAUUAUGGCACCAGGGAUAAAAAAUGACCCGGACUUGCCUUUCCGAGUCGGACAUAUUCUCCUGAAGGCUCACGCCGCGGCCUGGCACGUCUACAACGAGCGCUACCGCCCCCUGCAGGGCGGCAAGGUGUCCAUGGCGCUGGGCUCCCACUGGAUCGGGCCCAGCAGGACGCGGCGGGAGAGCCUCCCGGCCUGCCAGUGCUCGCUGAACUUCGUCCUGGGCUGGUUCGCGCGGCCCCUGUUCGUGGACGGCGACUACCCGCGGUGCAUGAAGAGCGUCCUGUCCGCCCGGCUGCCCUCGUUCAGCCCCGCCGAGAGGGCCCGGGUCAACGGGACGGCGGACUUCUUCGCCCUCUCCUUCGGGCCCUCGCUCAGCUUCCAGCUGAGCAACGAGAGCCUGAAGUUCGGGCAGAAGGAGGAGCUGGACCUGCGCAUGCUGCUGUACUGGAUCCAGGCCGAGUACGACGACCCGCCCGUCUUCAUCGUGGAGAAUGGCUGGUACGUCAACGGCAACUCCAAGACCGAGGACCCCAAGCACAUGUACUACCUGAAGAGGUUCAUCAUGGAGACGCUCAAGUCGAUCAAGUACGACAAGGUGCGGGUGAUGGGCUACACGGCCUGGUCGCUGGUGGACGGGUUCGAGUGGUACCGGGAGUACACGGUGCGGCGCGGGCUCUUCUACGUGGACUUCGACACGCCGGACAUGCGGCGCGAGCCCAAGACCUCCGCCGAGUUCUACAGGAAGCUGAUCGAGAGCAACGGCUUCCCGCCGCUGCCCGAGAACACGCCCGCCAGCGGCGUCUUCCCCUGCGACUUCGCCUGGGGCGUGGCCGCCAACUCCAUCCAGGUGGAGACCACGCCCUCCCAGUUCGCGGACCCCAGCGUCUACAUCUGGAACAUCACGGGCAGCGGGGAGCUGCGGCGGCUGGAGGGGGUCCAGGCCCCGCCCGCGGUGCGCCGGGCCCCGCGGUGCGCCGACUACGCCGCCAUCCGGCGCCAGGUGUCCCAGGUGGCGCGCACGCGCGUCACCCACUUCCACUUCAGCCUCAACUGGUCCACGCUGGUGCCCACGGGCAACGCGUCGGAGGCCAACGCCAGCCUGCUGCGCUACUACCGCUGCUUCGCCGGCGAGCUGCUGCGCGCCAACGUCACCCCGGUGGUCAGCCUGUGGCACUACAUCCGCGACAAGUCCAGCCUGCCGGCGCCCCUGGAGGCCCGGCGGGGGUGGCGCGCCCAGGAGACGGUGCAGGCCUUCGCCGAGUACGCCCGCCUCUGCUUCCGCCAGCUGGGGGCGCUGGUCAAGUUCUGGAUCACCCUCAACGAGCCCAACGCCAAGAAGCUGAGCUACGUGGUGGGGCACAACCUGCUCCGCGCCCACGCCCUGGCCUGGCACGCCUACGACCGCGAGUUCCGCCGGGCGCAGGGCGGGCGGAUCUCGCUGACGCUGCACGCCGACUGGGUGGAGCCGGCCUACUCCUUCAGCCGCGGCGACGCCGAGCCGGCCGCCCGCAUCCUGGACUUCCGCGUGGGCUGGUUCGCCGAGCCCGUCUUCGGCGACGGCGACUACCCGGCGGGCAUGCGGGCCUGGCUCCAGCAGCGCACCACGCUGGACCUCAUCAGCUACCACCUGCCCGCGUUCAGCGCCGCCGACCGGCGCCUGGUGCGGGGCACCUACGACUUCUUCGCCCUCAGCCACUUCAGCACCACCAUGGUGUCGGACGUGGUGGAGGACCGCUACAGCUUCGAGGGCAUGCUGGAGGUGCACUACAUCUACGACGUCACCUGGAUCAUGUCCCCCCGCCGGGGGUCCCCCGUGGUGCCCUGGGGGCUCCGCAAAGUCCUCAACUGGGUGGACUCCAGGUACAAGGGCGUGCCCAUCUACGUCAUGUCCAACGGGGUGGACGAGGACCCGGCCCGCUUCAAGGACAGCCUGCGCGUGUACUACCUCUACAACUACAUCAACGAAGCUCUUAAAGCGUAUAAGCUGGACGGCGUGAACCUGCAGGGCUACUUCGCGUACGCUCUGAGUGACGAGCGCGACCCGGGCUUCGGCAUGUACGGACACGUCAACGACGAGCACAUCGCCAAGUCCUCCCUGCACCACUACCGCAACAUCAUCCACCACAACGGCUUCCCCGCCCCCGCCUCCGCCCCGCAGCAGUGCCCCCGCCUCCCCGAGCCCUGCCCCGGCUGCCACCUCUUCUCCAAGCGGCCAAUCGUGGGCUUCCUCUCCUUGGUCGGCUCCGCCCUCCUGGUCACCGUGGGGAUGAUUAUAUACUACGCUGCUAAGAGACAGAAAUAGGCCCAGCUCAGUCUCUCUAUCUCUCUCACUCCAGCAUGGACUUGCUGUCCCCCCCCGCCCCACUUUCUGUUAUUUGUCUUGAUUUGUUCUCCUGGGGAGGGAGGAAUUAGGGGGCGGGUGAACCAGAGUGUUGCCGUUCUUUUUUCUUUUUUUUUUUUUAAAUGACUGUGACCUCUGACCUCUCUGGGUGUUAACCCCGGCCCCCUCUGACAGACGAUGGGAUCGUCCCUUCAGCAGACCUGGUCCAAAAAGAGACAAGGUUUCUACACAGUCAGGACCGAACUUUCCCAAAACAGUCAGGAACACUGGGUGGCGAGGUGGACCAAUGACACACGAGGGCCAAGUGCAGGGGGCGUGGCCAGGAGCAGGCGAGUCAGGCCAUUGGGUAUUUGGACAAGAAGAAACCUCCACACAGAAUAUGACAUCACUGGCAGGGGUGUUAGAGGAGGGGCAUGACUGCUUUUAACACAAACUUUGCUGCUCUUAAUUAUUAUUUAAUCCGCCCAGCAGAAGUGAAGAGUCCAGGGUUCAGAAAGUAAAAGUCCUGCCAUGUGUUUCUUCCGCCCGUGAACUCUGCCAUCUGAUUUCACUUAUUAGUUCUACCUCCUGGCUGAAGAAUUGUGCUAUUUAGCAAAUCCACAAGAAAAAAUAACACUUACCGCAAGAAUUCGGAUCUGUCACCUUACCUUUAUUUGUCACCUGUUACAUGUGCUGAACUAGCUACAGUGUACACGCGCUCUUAUGUCGGGUUAUAUUUUAACGAGGUUUGUGGCUACAGAGAACGACUCGUGACGUAGCUUGUAGCGCUGCGACGUCGGCGGGAAAAGCCCUACAAAAUAUAAUAAUAGCCCAGUUAACCGAGGGUUUUAAAAUGUUUUCGUGUUGGCUAUAUGAGUUCCUUUUCAUGAUAUGAGUAAUUUAUAGUAUAAAUGUAACUUAAACCGAAGGAUCUAUUUAUGAAAAAAUGCGCAGUUUACGGUGAUGUAGCUAUUUUAAAUGGCAUUGCUCUGUCACUCAACUGCGCCACGAUGGAACUACAUAAAUUAUUUGAUACCAGUUACACCAUGACAACUUUUUUUAUUAUUACCUUUUUUUGUUCUUUUUCACUGUACUCUUUUUUUUUUUUACUAUGAUCAUUAAAAUGGUUACCUCAUGUUGAAAAUCAAGAAUCUGGUUCGUAAAAAAUGUCUACUAAACAUAAUUUCCUGUAAUGUUUUAUGUCAUUAUAUUACUUAUUAAAAUAGACUGCACAGAGGAUAUGAAAAAAAUGACUUGCAUACUAUGUAUGGAGAUUUAUUUCACUUGUAAUUAUCUUUUACACAGAGGGUGUAUAUAUUUAUUAACUUACAGUGUGUAUAUUUUAAUUCCUUUAGGAAUCUCUUUAAUAAAAGUCUUAACAGCAUAUAA
This is a messenger RNA of Anguilla rostrata (American eel), 4947 nucleotides long. It is a transcript of the gene kl, whose product is annotated as klotho. Gene Ontology annotation, biological process: carbohydrate metabolic process; fibroblast growth factor receptor signaling pathway. Lineage: Eukaryota; Metazoa; Chordata; Actinopteri; Anguilliformes; Anguillidae. The transcript is spliced from 5 exons. The record is from RefSeq and is a predicted model, not a curated record. The coding region runs from base 577 to 3540 and encodes 987 amino acids. Gene Ontology annotation, molecular function: fibroblast growth factor binding; hydrolase activity, hydrolyzing O-glycosyl compounds; fibroblast growth factor receptor binding.